This is a messenger RNA of Bipolaris maydis ATCC 48331, 2271 nucleotides long. RefSeq lists its product as uncharacterized. The record is from RefSeq and is a predicted model, not a curated record. Gene Ontology annotation, cellular component: commitment complex; nucleus; U2AF complex. Gene Ontology annotation, molecular function: poly-pyrimidine tract binding; pre-mRNA 3'-splice site binding. NCBI's taxonomy places the organism in Eukaryota, Fungi, Ascomycota, Dothideomycetes, Pleosporales, Pleosporaceae. Gene Ontology annotation, biological process: mRNA processing.
GCAUCGCGUCCCACAGUCCGGACCAUUGCGGGCUUGAUCCAUCCACCAUCGCCUGAUCCAGCUCUGCUAAUUGCAGCUUCUGCCGCCGUGUCCUUGUGUUCGCCUGCAGAAUCUCACGCGGCUGUACGUUACCACCGCGAUAGCUCCCAUCAACACUACCACCAUGAACGGCGAUAGUUACUCCCGAGACGGCGGUCGAUCAGCAGGAUCCCGCAACUACUCUUCGAGAGAUGACCACCGUGAUCGCGGUGACCGUGGUGAUAGGCGCCGGCGCCGUUCUCGCUCCCCGCGCCAUGGCGGAGGCUCCCGCCGCGACUAUGAAGUAGAUACGUACUCGUCCAGCCGCGACUACCGUGAGCGCGAGCGCGAAGAUACAUAUGCCCGUCGCGAGAGGCGGGAUGACCGAGGCGAGCGUGGAGGAGACCGGGGCGGAUGGGGAGACUCUUACUCCAGGCGCGACCGACCCCGAGGAGACCGUGGAGGAGACCGCGACCGCGACCGUGGAGACGACGACCGUGGACACCGCCGGGACAGAGACCGUAACGAGAGGGGCGGCGACAGGUUUAGUGAUGAGCGAAGGGGUGGCCGAGGUGGACGCGACGGAGGCUUUGGUGGUGGGCGUGAUAGGGCGCGCCAGCCCAAGGAAGACUCUCCCCCAUACACCAAGCCGCGAGAAGCUACUCCGGACCUCGCCAGCUUCACCAACAUUCUGCAGCGCCAGCGUCGCAUGACACAAUGGGACAUCAAGCCCGCCGGUUAUGAGAACAUCACGGCUGAGCAGGCCAAGCUGUCAGGCAUGUUCCCUCUGCCUGGAGCUCCCCGUGCUGCGCCCAUGGACCCGUCGAAACUGGCGGCCUUCAUCUCGCCCUCGACUGGAACCGCCACAGCUGCUGCUCUCGCCACGUCAGCUGCUAAGCAGUCGAAGCGUCUCUAUGUUCACAACCUGCCUUCAGGCUGCACGUCGCAGGAGAUUAUGGAAUUCUUCAACACUCAGCUGAACGGUCUUAACGUUGUCUCUGGACCGGAUCCCUGUGUAUCAGCCCACAUUGCGACAAGUAAGGAGUACGCUGCGCUGGAGUUUAAGGCGCCCGAAGAUGCAACUCUCGCUCUGGCUAUGAACGGUAUCUCUAUGCGCGACGACGGUGGCGCUCCCGAUCGCGCCGGCCUCUCCAUCCGCCGGCCCAAGGACUACAUCACCCCUACUGCCGACGAGAACGCCUACCCACCUGGUGACGAAGUGUCUUCUGUUGUCAAGGAUAGUCCCAACAAGCUCAGCAUUGUCAAUAUUCCUACAUAUAUUGAGGAGGAGCAAAUUCGUGAGCUUGUCGAAACCAUGGGCAAACUAAAGGCUUUCAUUCUGGUCAAGGAUACGAGCACCGACCAACACCGCGGUAUCGCUUUCUGCGAGUACGCCGACAACGAAAUCAUCGAUGCUGUCAUUGAAGGUCUGAACGACAUUCCACUCGGCGAUGGUAAUCUCAAGGUGUCACGUGCGACUGUCGGUCUUCAGCAGACUACUGGUCUGGAUGGUGGAGUUGGUGCUAUCUCUAUGUUGGCAGGAGCAAGCGCUGCAGAGAACCGCGAACACAGCCGCGUUGUUUGCCUUAUGAACAUGGUGACUUCGGAUGAGCUCCUCAACGAUGAGGAAUACGAAGAAAUCAAGGAAGACAUCGAAGAGGAGUGCGGCAAGUACGGAACGAUCCUCGAGACCAAGAUUCCUCGUCCUGCCGGAGCUCGCGUCAAUCUCGGUGUUGGCAAGAUCUACAUCAAGUACCAGGACACAGAGUCAGCGCAAAAGGCCAUCAAGGCGCUCGCUGGUCGUCAAUUCUCGCGAAGAACAGUCGUGGCAACCGAGUUCUCGGAAGAGGGCUUCGACGUGGAUGCCUGGUAGACUAUCUCUAUCGCUUUAUGUUCUGUGUUUGGUGGAUUUUGUCCAUAUGGCAUGCUAUUUUGCUGGGUCGGGGUGUAUCAAAAAUGAAGAACAGGAUCAGCAUUUGUAUACUAAUUUGAUUGUAGGGGAAGCCAGUAUGCAUGGGAGCGUUGCAGUACUGGCAAUUUGCUUGUGUUUUGAAUAUGUCGCCUACGUAGGCGGAUUGCGCUUUCCACGGUCCACCUGAAAUAUGAUACCGAAUUGUUCUCUUUUUGAUUGAAGUAUGGCUACGAUAAGGUUGGGAUGCGCCUUGAUUUGACCCUCGUCAUGGCGCAUACGUAGGUUGACGUCGGUAUUAAAGUGCUGAUGUAUCAGCAAUCUUAUCUCCACAUGUAAAUUCA